CCCACUUCUGCACAGACCGAUUAGGGAGGUACUAUACAACAACAAUGCCUCUGUAACCUCAGAAAAAUGCCUAGCUUUCUCUACUGCAUGCACUUGUCUGCAUGUGUACGUACAGUUAGUAAAUAUUUAACGUUUAUCGUCUCAGCGGAGAUUAGAACCCGACUUCCUGCAACACUGAACAGGAUGGAAACAGAAUGGAUAUCUUACUAAUGCCCCCCUCACCACCACUGCUUCUGUAAAAAUGAGACGAUUAAUAAAUAUGCAAGAAAUGAGUGCAGUACUACACUGACACCGCGCAUGUCUCAUCAAAUAUGACAGCUACGACAAACGUCUAAAGACAACGUUUUAAUACCGCCUUCCAGAAAAAAAAGACAUACACAUUGUCCAAUAAAAACAAAGAGUUGCUAUCUCCCGGCCCUGUGUGCAAAUCAGCGAACCAAGUAGGUGGGUGUGUGAAUGAAUGUAGUGCGUUUCCUGGAGUACUGUAUCAAACAGUAUUACUAAAUUUGAUGGCAAUACUAAUGACUUUACAACAGUGAGUCACGGGGUGUUUAGCUUGCUAGCAGUUAUAUCUACGCCUGUAAAGCUGCCCUUGGCUAGACCGUAGGACUGUUGGAUGGUUUUCUGAGUUCUGGUGUCCCUGCUUCGCGCUGGUGCACAGCCAGUGUUUCCGUUUCCUUUUGUCGCCUGUCCUUGUGCAGAGGUUUGCUGGUGUUGGCAGAGGUUGGUGCUGCUGAGGUUGAGUGUCUGCCAGCUGUUCAGUGUAUGUGCGGUAACAACAUGUCAGUGCCACUUCCUGCCAUCAUUCCUGCUGCUAAGAAAGCCACCGCCGCGGUUAUAUUCCUUCAUGGAUUAGGAGACACUGGGCAUGGUUGGGCAGAAGCACUAGAAGGCAUCCGUGUACCACAUGUGAAAUACAUUUGCCCUCAUGCGCCAGUAAUGCCAGUUUCUCUGAAUAGGAGUAUGACGAUGCCAUCAUGGUUUGAUAUUAAAGGACUUUCUCCAGAUGCUGAAGAAGAUGAUAAUGGUAUUAGGCAAGCAGCUGAAAAUAUUAAAGGAUUAAUAGAUCAAGAAGUGAAGAAUGGAAUACCCUCACAUAGAAUAAUUUUAGGUGGAUUUUCACAGGGUGGGGCAUUAUCCUUGUACACAGCUCUAACAACACAGCAAAAACUGGCAGGUGUGGUUGCCCUCAGUUGUUGGCUUCCAUUAAGAAACUCUUUUCCACAGGCAUCAGCCAAUAGUAUAAACAAAGACAUUCAUAUUCUUCAGUGCCAUGGAGAAUUCGACCCACUGGUACCUUUAAUGUUUGGCUCCCUAACAGUUGACAAACUUAGAAGUAUUCUAAAUCCAGCUAAUGUGAUGUUUAAGACCUACCGAGGCUUGAUGCAUAAUUCAUGUUCUCAAGAGAUGAUGGAUGUCAAGCAAUUCAUAGAACAGCAGCUACCGGAAAUUAAUUGAUGUUACAUUUGAGGCCUUUCUAAGUGGAUACCACCAGCAUUAUCUGAUAAAUGUGUUAUCCUUUUUCAUGCCUGAAUCUGAAAUGUCUUUUAAUAUGUCGGUAUAUAUCUGUGUCCCAUUUUAUUGCACAGAAGAUUACCUAAUGUGGAUUAAAACCCCCCACACACACAUAUCCAGGCUUUUAUUAAAAUUAACCUGGAGAGAAAACAAUUCAGUACACACACCUCAAGCCAUAUUUUAAAAUGAAAGAGACUGCAGUAUUCAUAAAUAGCAGCAGUCAUUCUUCUAUGAAAUAGUUCAUUUGCUCAGGUCUGGAGAAUGGCAGAAAAAAGUGCUUUGAUAAUUGUACCGUAGGAUAACCUUGAUGAAUUCAGCUAUACACUGAGUUUUGGUAACAGCUGAACAACAUGCCUUGUUUAAAAUUAAACAUUUUUCUUGUGUUUACUUCACUUAUAUACUUAUGGUGUGUAUGUGUGACAUAGCUGUACAUGUUACAUAUUUAGCAUUUUAUAACACACAUGUAGAUAUGCAAUGUUGAGUUACUGAAUCAUUGCUCCACAUUUAAUUUUAUGGUAGGGUCACCAUUGUUGUUACAUCUGUGGGGCAUGUCACAAUUAUUCCUGUUGAAAAGAGUAUAGUAUCUUCAGUUUGUACAGCAUACACAACCGUUUAAUCAGCAGCACACUUUCUAAAAACUUGCCUGAUUGAUUGCUUUAGCUAAAUAUGUUACAUUUUAAUUAACAUAAUUUAACUAAUGUAUGUGGAUGAUAUCGCUAUUUAUACUUGUCUUCUUGACUUCUUUUUGAGAUGUGUAAUGAUCUUCAUUUGAAAUUAGUGGAAAUAGCACUUUCUUUUGCCUUUUAUGUUGUGUGACUGAAUGGUAUUAAUAGUCAAAUCCCACCAACAUUUAGCAUUCUGUGCAGUAAGUGAUGUUAAAUACCAUUUUUAAAGAUGUCUUUUGCAGCAGAAUAUGAUGUGUAGGACUGCUUAGCUGCAGGCCAGGCCCCAACUGGAUUGUUGUAUAAAGUCUUCAAUGGUGAUUUUAAGUAAGAGUCUCUUGUUAUGUUGCCCAAAAGUUAUAAAAGUGAAUUUCCUCAAA
Protopterus annectens (West African lungfish) is the source of this 2557-nucleotide messenger RNA. It is a transcript of the gene LYPLA1, whose product is annotated as lysophospholipase 1. Gene Ontology annotation, molecular function: palmitoyl-(protein) hydrolase activity; carboxylic ester hydrolase activity. The record is from RefSeq and is a predicted model, not a curated record. Bases 766 to 1458 code for a protein of 230 amino acids. The transcript has 9 exons. Gene Ontology annotation, cellular component: cytoplasm. Lineage: Eukaryota; Metazoa; Chordata; Ceratodontiformes; Protopteridae. Gene Ontology annotation, biological process: protein depalmitoylation.